ACACGAAAUGUACGCACCUACAGCCAUUGCAGAUUUCUCAGCCCGUGAGCACAGCUCUGCGAUAGCGACUAUCAAGUACGGUUUGAGUCAGCAUGAUAACUUACGGUCGGUAUGCCUACAUUUGCGCGUUUGCGACCGUUGUGGCUUCCGGUGCCAGCCGUGGCUAGCAGGGCGUGGUGACGGGUAAGUGCAGCAAGCUUGCUUGGCCG
Laetiporus sulphureus 93-53 is the source of this 209-nucleotide messenger RNA. RefSeq lists its product as uncharacterized. NCBI's taxonomy places the organism in Eukaryota, Fungi, Basidiomycota, Agaricomycetes, Polyporales, Laetiporaceae. Bases 8 to 187 code for a protein of 59 amino acids. The transcript has a single exon. The record is from RefSeq and is a predicted model, not a curated record.